Molecule: messenger RNA, 531 nt
Organism: Corticium candelabrum
Lineage: Eukaryota; Metazoa; Porifera; Homoscleromorpha; Homosclerophorida; Plakinidae
Product: SREBP regulating gene protein-like
Exons: 1
Coding region: 1-531 (176 amino acids)
Biological process (GO): positive regulation of SREBP signaling pathway
Source: RefSeq, a predicted model, not a curated record
AUGCUAAGACGAUCUCGUCUUCUCUUGCACCAUCGGUGGUGGACGGCUAUUCUCGUUUGCCUUAUUUUGGUGGGCAUCUGGAUUACCAUUCCCGAGACCGCUGAAGAUAUCGAGGAGGCGUCAGAAAUCGCUCCUGCUCAGUUUGUGUGGCUACCUCUGGCCAAUUUGACGUCACUUUCACAUUGUCGUAACUCAGAACAAGGACGAAAUUUAAUCACAGACGAACUCGGGUACGUGUGUCGGCACAUUGAUGUGAAGCCUAACGGCUGUUGUAAUCCGAACAGGCACUCAACGCAGAGAUUCGCUUGUACUGGUUGUCAGGACACUGGAUGUUGUGGUCUGUAUGAACACUGCAUUUCUUGUUGUCUUCAUCCUGACAAGCAGCCACUUUUGAGAAGUAUUCGUAGUCGAGCCGUUGUAUCGGUUCAUACCGUUAUAUCAGCCGUUCGUGAUCAGUUUGAAUUGUGUCUUGCCAAGUGUAGGACGUCUUCUUUGGUAAGUGGAUGUUUCUGGUAUUUUCCACUCUUAUAA